CUGGCUCCCAGUCGUCGUGGUAUGCACUUCCCAUUUCCCGUUUCACGUUUCGACUCUCGUGCUCGACAUUCAGGUCCUUUAAUCUGUACCACCUUAAGGCUCGAGAUCCUCUGAUAAGGCUCCAUAUCACCCGUUUUCGUAAUCAAGGCCCAUGUCGAGCCCCGACAUCGUCGAGCUUACCAAUUCAUACAGUCCGAAUCCAUAUGCUUCUGGGAGUGGGCGACCCUCUAGCAGGUCGUUUGGACUCAAUCGAAAGUCGGCAUCGGCCUCGUACAACCCUAUUUUCACGCCACAAGAUGAAUACGAGAACCGCACAUUCAAGCCUCGCGUCGAACGUCCUCCAGCCUCCACCGCUCUUGGGCCAGGCCGGGUUGGCAAGUUCGGUGUGGAUUUAAUAGUAGAGAUUACGCUCUGCACCUUUGCACUGGCCGCGGCUGUCCCUUUUGUUUGGUUGGCGGUGGUUAUGGCAAAGUACGAUCAUGAGCAGAUAACGGAAGACAAGACGAAUUAUGCCAAACAGGCUACGAGCACGAUUUCUACACUCUUCACGAUCCUUUUUGCGGCUGUGCUGGGCUCGACACUGAAGCGCUUCGCUACAUGGCGUCUCGAGAGAGGCAUUCAGUUGGGGCUGCUGGAACAGAUUAUGCAGAGUCGAACAGUCUUUGCCGCCUUCACCACACUGUUGUCAUUGCGGGCCUUCAACAUCAUGUCCUUGGUCCUGCUGAUAUGCUGGGCUUGCUCACCUCUCGGAUCCCAGGCGUCUCUACGAUUGAUCUCUACAGGCAUUGACUUCAAUACAGAGAGCAGUCUGGUCAGCUAUCCUGACAGCAUUACCAAUCAGAUCUUCGACUCAGUGUCUGGUGUGGAUUCAGUACUGACAGCCCUCAAACCGACUUAUGUAAGCUCUAUCUUGGGACCAACAACCGUGAAAUCUGGAACGAUGGAUCUAUGGGGCAACGUCAGAGUGCCAUGGCUGGACGAGAGUCUACCACAAGGCAACGAUGGUUGGGCCGAUUUAUCAACACUCAACAUCACCGAGGGGAUGUACUCAUCCCUAGUCGGUCUCCCAGUCGCAUCGCUGGCCAACAAGAAUUCCAGCUUUGUUAUCGAAACCACUUACAUGAAUCUCGACUGCAAGACGUCCCAACCCGAGAAGUUGGUGGAUAUAAAUUAUAAUGUCACAGCUGGCAACGGCACCUUCCUCGGUCCAAAUGCAACUGUUCUUCAAACAAAUCCCAACGCCAUUUAUCCCUACUGGCGUGUCGCCAUGAACCAGUUCGUCAACAAUAACAUUUACUUCUACGGAUGGCCUGAGGAAUUGGUCAAUGUCACCGACAACAACCUACCGCAGGCUACUUUCCUGUUCCAAACACGAGGCCCCUGGGUUUCCCGCUGCCAGAUAAACCAGAUCUAUGUCGAAUCGAAUGUUAGCUGCGUCUCAACGACUGACGCAACUACGCAAAUACCUGACUGUUCGGUGUCGGCACAACGGAAAUCCCCAAAGAAGCACGCCCCUUCGACCGUGACGACACUCAGUUUCCCUAGUACGUUCUCGUACUUGACGGAGAAUUGGAUAAUGGCAACCGAUCCGCUGUCGAGCAGCGCCUACUCCUCGCUCAGCGAGUACUACCUACAGAACACGACUGCGGCGUUCAUCCUGAGCGGCAACGGCCGCAAUUACGCGGACUACACGAACGUGACAAACCUCGAAUUCUCCCAGCGCCUGGGUCAACUGCUUAACACGUGGGUUUUGGCCAGUCAGGUCUCUGCGAGUACGAUGCAGUUUUACGGGCUGAAUUACCGCAACACCACUGCCACGUAUUUUGAGGGACGCGCGGUGUACCUUGUCUCUUGGGGUUGGCUCGCAAUAUAUUGCGCAUCGAUAUCUGUGAUGCUGAUCGCAGCGCUGUUCAGUAUAUGGUGCGCGUUCAACACGACCAUCCCCGACGUGCUGAGUUAUUGUUCCUCCCUGACGAGGGACUCCAAGUACUUCGAUUUCGCGAAGGGAGGAAGUACGCUUGACGGCGUUGUUAGGGCGAAGAUGUUGCGUAAUGUCGAGGUCAAGCUCGGCGAGGUGGUGGAUCAGGAUGACCAGCAGGGCCAGUUUCGGAAUGAUUUUGUGAAUGAUUUUAGCUAUAGACCUGGGGAGCGCGUGCCGCAGCUUGCCAUUGCGCCGCCAGAGUAUUUGAGGACGCCCAAGAGAGGGAUGUUGUAUGCUUGAACUUGAUAUAGCAGU
Exophiala xenobiotica is the source of this 2236-nucleotide messenger RNA. RefSeq lists its product as uncharacterized. The transcript has 2 exons. The record is from RefSeq and is a predicted model, not a curated record. The coding region runs from base 152 to 2221 and encodes 689 amino acids. NCBI's taxonomy places the organism in Eukaryota, Fungi, Ascomycota, Eurotiomycetes, Chaetothyriales, Herpotrichiellaceae.